Molecule: messenger RNA, 684 nt
Organism: Suhomyces tanzawaensis NRRL Y-17324
Lineage: Eukaryota; Fungi; Ascomycota; Pichiomycetes; Serinales; Debaryomycetaceae
Exons: 1
Coding region: 1-684 (227 amino acids)
Source: RefSeq, a predicted model, not a curated record
AUGGAAACCGUCAACUCCUGGACCGUCAAGUACGACCCCCUGUUGAACCAGCACUACUACUAUAACGAGAGCGAAGACAUCGUGUCGUUCGACUCGCCCUGUGAGGUCAAGCGCCUGACCCCCAAACCCCAGUCCCCCAAGCAUAAGUUGAUGCUGCUCUUGAAAAGAACCAGCAGCUGCUCCAAAUGCAAGAAGUCGAGGUCCAACGUGAUGGCUCGGCUCGGGUCGGCGUUCGUGCCUGCCAAGUCGGACCCUCAGGAAAACCCGCUCCCUUCGUUGUCGUCCUCGGUGUCCAACUCCACCACCGACUCGGCCGAGCCUGCGGAAAAUUUGCAUCAUUUCCACACCAACCAGACGUUGGGAGGUUUGGAUGAUGAGUUCUUGAUCAACAACGUCCACGACUUCCGCAACUUUGCAGGCACUUCAUUCAAGCCCGAAUACGAGUCGGCUGCCGACUCCUACAGCAUCGACUCGAUGUCGUCAGAAGAAGAGUCCAUCACCUCAUUCAGCGAGGACAACUACGCGUACGUGCGCAACCUAGACCACAAAAACAGCAACAGCUACUCCUACAACGACUACCACUACUACUACGACGACCAGCCAGACUUGGACAAGUCGAUGUCCGACAUGGAGUCGGAAAGGAGGGAACUCCGCAUGCAGAUCAUGAAAGAGUUGGAUUACUAG